GUGUGGCUGGGCCUGGCUGGGGAACCUGCGGUGGUGACCCGUCUUCGGCGGCGGAGAGGAGAACAAAUCCCUCAGCAGGGUACGCUAUUACUCCUUUCCGCUUCCAGUCACCGUAGCGUUGCAUUGCGUCGCAGUAGGAGCGCUCUAGUCGCGGCCACGAUGGUGAACGUUCCGAAGACGAAGAAGUCCUUCUGUCCGGGGAAGGCAUGCAAGAAGCACACCCUUCACAAGGUGACUCAGUACAAGAAGGGGAAGGACAGCUUGUACGUCCAAGGAAAGAGGCGUUAUGACAGGAAACAGUCCGGAUAUGGAGGUCAGACCAAGCCCGUCUUUCAUAAAAAGGCUAAGACCACGAAGAAGAUUGUGCUUAGGUUGCAAUGCCAGGCCUGCAAGCACGUGACACAACAUCCUAUCAAGCGAUGCAAGCAUUUCGAGAUUGGAGGAGACAAGAAGGGCAAGGGUACUCAGCUCUUCUAGGCAUCACGUCAGGUCCAACUAGAGUCUGGAGUGUUGAUAACAUGCAUUGAAUUUCAGUGCACUAUGCAAAUUUUGUAACACGUACCUGAGGUUCGCAGUUGUUUUUGGGUGUCCUUUGUUGAUCCUUCUUUUUUUUACGGCACUUUCAAUGCGUGUUACUCAACUGGUUUA
This is a messenger RNA of Physcomitrium patens, 648 nucleotides long. RefSeq lists its product as uncharacterized. Gene Ontology annotation, cellular component: ribosome. The record is from RefSeq and is a predicted model, not a curated record. NCBI's taxonomy places the organism in Eukaryota, Viridiplantae, Streptophyta, Bryopsida, Funariales, Funariaceae. Gene Ontology annotation, molecular function: structural constituent of ribosome. Gene Ontology annotation, biological process: translation.